CUCUAACCUCUUCUCUACUUGAAAUUGAAUGAACCACAAGUGCAAAGUCAUACUACACUGUUUAGUGUAUGCGAGAGAAGGAAACACUGUAACGUUACCCGAGGGCAUUUUGUGGUUAAUAGUUUCAUACAGCCAACACUUUUUUCCAGUCACCGAUUUUCACGGAGUAAUGGAGUCUCAUGUAAACGCGAAACGGCUUUUUAAUCACGCAACAACCCUGAAGCUUCACACGGGAAAUUUAGUUAACCGCAGUCGACUUAAGAAGAAAUGUCCGUCUUCGCCUAGUGAGGAGCUUCAAGACUGCAUCCAAGGCACACUAAGCGAGUGGUUUGCCGCAAUGCCGUCAUCACUUGACUCGGAGCUUCCCAUUGUUCUGGACUGCACCAUUCCAGAAAACACCGAGGCCAUCACCCCAGAGGAGAGAGAGGAGCUGAAGGUGUCUGUCAAGCUUUUUCUCACUGAGUCGCACUGCUCAUCAAUUAGAAGUGCAGUAGACAUGGCUUGUCAUUCGUUAGGCGUAAUUCAGCUGGACUCUGUGAUCAUUGCUCCACCUCCUCUCCCUGAGGGUGAGGCACAGACACUGACCCACCUUCAGCCGCUGUGGGAAGAGCUGGAGAGUCUUGUGCAAAGCCAGAAAAUUGCUGCCAUCGGCACGUCGGACUUGGACAAAACCCUCCUGGAGCAGCUCUAUAACUGGGCUCAGAUAAAGCCGAGCAGUAAUCAGGUGAAUCUGGCCUCGUGCUGUGUGAUGCCUCCAGACCUCACUGCAUUUGCUAAAGAGUUCGACAUUCAGUUGCUAACGCACAAUGACCCCAAAGAGCUAAUCAGUGCUGCAGGCUUCCAGGAAGCAGUCCAAGGGAGCAGUAAGGACCUAAAGGUGGCCGACUGGAGGCUGGAGUGGGUCUUACGGUACUCCAUCAUCGUCAAGAGCAGAGGCAUCAUAAAAGCAAAGGGCUACAUCGUUCAUGCUAAAAAGAGCAGCGACCAUUAACAUGUCCUGUUUGAACAGGUUUUUGGGGUUUCCUGAAAUGUAUUCCACUUAAUUUAGGGAGCUACUAAAUCACUUGAUGCAUAUUUUACAAGGGGGUUUCUCAACACUAAAGUGAAUUAGAAUUUUC
Molecule: messenger RNA, 1118 nt
Organism: Rhinichthys klamathensis goyatoka
Lineage: Eukaryota; Metazoa; Chordata; Actinopteri; Cypriniformes; Leuciscidae
Gene: gclm
Product: glutamate-cysteine ligase, modifier subunit
Exons: 7
Coding region: 29-991 (320 amino acids)
Biological process (GO): glutathione biosynthetic process
Cellular component (GO): glutamate-cysteine ligase complex
Molecular function (GO): enzyme regulator activity; glutamate-cysteine ligase catalytic subunit binding
Source: RefSeq, a predicted model, not a curated record